This is a messenger RNA of Eubalaena glacialis (North Atlantic right whale), 5090 nucleotides long. It is a transcript of the gene SLC30A9, whose product is annotated as solute carrier family 30 member 9. The transcript is spliced from 18 exons. The coding region runs from base 139 to 1839 and encodes 566 amino acids. Gene Ontology annotation, molecular function: monoatomic cation transmembrane transporter activity. Gene Ontology annotation, biological process: zinc ion transport; positive regulation of transcription by RNA polymerase II; transmembrane transport. Gene Ontology annotation, cellular component: nucleus; membrane. The record is from RefSeq and is a predicted model, not a curated record. Lineage: Eukaryota; Metazoa; Chordata; Mammalia; Artiodactyla; Balaenidae.
AUUUCCGAGGUCGCUAAGGCCGCCUGCGGCGGCGCAGGCGUCCGUGUUCGGAAGUGUCCGGUCUAUGGAGUCAGUUGGUUUCGGCGGCGGCGCGGAGGUAGCAGGCGGUGUCCGAGUGGGGGCCUUUGCCCCGCCAGGAUGUUACUGGGCUUGGCCGCCGCCGCCGCGGCCCACAGAUGUAGCUGGUCCUCCCUGUGCCGGCUUCGUCUGCGCUGCAGGGCGGUAGCCUGCGGCUCCAGCGACCUCCAGGAAUGGCAGAAUUUAGUGACGUUUGGAAGCUUUUCAAAUAUUGUUCCCUGUUGCACACUGAAUCAAGUAAAGUUGUAUUCCACAAAUGUUCAGAAAGAAGGACAGGGAUCACAAACUCACAAAAUGGAAAAAGUACCAUCAUUUGAUGAAGCAGCAGAGAAUAUUGGUGCAGAACUGAAAGCUCCACUUAUUAAGCAAGAACCUCUCCAAGUAAGAGUCAAAGCCGUCCUUAAAAAGAGGGAAUAUGGACCAAAGUACACUCAGAAUAAUUUCAUCACUGGAGUCAGAGCAAUGAAUGAGUUCUGCCUCAAAUCCAGUGAUCUAGAACAACUUCGAAAAAUCAGACGACGAAGUCCUCAUGAAGAUACCGAGUCCUUUACUGUAUACUUGAGAUCAGAUGUGGAGACAAAAUCUUUGGAAGUUUGGGGAAGCCCUGAAGCUCUUGCCAGAGAGAAAAAACUUCGUAAGGAAGCAGAAAUAGAAUAUAGAGAAAGGCUAUUUAGAAACCAAAAAAUAUUGAGAGAAUAUAGAGAGUUUCUGGGCAAUACCAAGCCACGCUCUAGACCGACAUCAGUUUUUUUUAAGGGGCCAGGAAAGGUGGUGAUGGUUGCCAUUUGCAUCAAUGGAUUAAACUGUUUCUUCAAAUUUCUUGCCUGGAUUUAUACGGGUUCAGCAAGUAUGUUCUCAGAAGCUAUACACUCUUUAUCUGAUACUUGUAAUCAGGCCUUACUAGCAUUGGGCAUCAGUAAGUCUGUUCAAACACCAGAUCCUACUCAUCCGUAUGGAUUUUCAAAUAUGCGCUAUAUUGCUUCACUAAUCAGUGGUGUUGGUAUUUUCAUGAUGGGUGCAGGAUUAUCUUGGUACCAUGGAGUCAUGGGAUUGCUUAAUCCUCAACCAAUAGAAUCUCUUCUAUGGGCAUAUUGUAUUUUAGCAGGAUCAUUAGUAUCUGAAGGAGCAACACUUCUUGUUGCUGUAAAUGAGCUUCGUAGGAGCGCUCGGGCCAAAGGAAUGUCACUUUACAAGUAUGUAAUGGAAAGUCGUGAUCCUAGUACAAAUGUUAUAUUAUUGGAGGAUACUGCAGCAGUGUUGGGAGUGACAAUAGCAGCCACUUGUAUGGGCCUUACUUCUAUAACAGGCAAUCCACUGUAUGACAGCCUAGGUUCUUUGGGUGUGGGCACCUUAUUAGGUGUGGUCUCAGCAUUCCUCAUCUACACUAACACAGAAGCACUCUUAGGGCGAUCCAUCCAACCAGAACAAGUACAACGGCUUACUGAACUCCUGGAGAACGACCCAUCAGUAAGGGCAAUUCAUGACGUUAAAGCCACAGAUCUAGGAUUAGGGAAAGUAAGAUUUAAGGCAGAAGUAGAUUUUGAUGGACGAGUUGUUACGAGAUCAUAUUUGGAAAAACAAGAUUUUGACCAAAUGCUACAAGAAAUUCAAGAAGUGAAGACUCCUGAAGAACUAGAGACCUUUAUGCUUAAACAUGGAGAAAAUAUUAUUGAUACUUUAGGAGCUGAAGUAGAUAGACUUGAGAAGGAACUGAAAAAACGAAAUCCUGAAGUUCGACAUGUAGAUCUGGAGAUAUUAUAGACUUGAUGGAAUGAAUCACCUUGGAGGGAGCCUUGGAAACAAGUUUGCCAAGACUACUUUCCCACACUGAAGGAGUCAAUGCCAUUCAGAAGCCGUUUUGGUUUUUUUUUUUAAGAUGGAGGAAAUAUUUAUGUAAAGAGCAAUUCAACAGUCCACAGAACUAAGACAACAUCUUACUUCUAAGAGACAUAUUACAAGUUGAAUCAAUUUGGAAAUCAUGUUUUUAUGUUUCAGCAGGAAACAUUUUAGUUACUUAAAUUGUUCAUAAUUUCUCAUUUUAGCCUGUCAGUGUGUAUUGUACCUUGCAAUCAUGUUUCCUUUCUUCACAUUGGUAAAAAAUAAGCAGCAUCUGUAAGAUUAUGAUUUUUAACUUUGUUGCCAGUGAAGAUUUCACUCCAUCAAAACCUGUCAAUCUUGAACAUUCUGGCUAAAUCUUGGUUUGUGGUCUUUAAAACAGUCACUCCAUUUCAAAGUCUGUCUUUCCUUAUAGAAUGUAGAAAUUAUUUUAACGUACCUUGUGUUUUUUGCCCUGAGCACUAAGAGGAACGCUUUCCUAACCUAGUUAUCCAUAAAUGUUCAUUCCAGAAAGGACUUCAUUACUGAAUUGAAGGAAGAGAUUUCAGUACACUCUUUUAGGUCAUGCUACUUGCCAUUUUGUAAAAUUUCUUUUCUCUUCUUUGCUUUUUUUUCCUUAUUUAGUUUAAUUUUCCUAGUGGUAGGAAAUAUAAAAUAGCCCUAGAUAUUUCCAUGGGCCAGUGUGAUGACUGGUUUUUUGUUUCUGUUUUUUAACUGGCUUCAGUCCCAUAAUGUGUAUUUACUAGGAGAUAAUGCAUUUAUAAGCAUUUUAACAUGAUGUAAAGUGGACUAGAAAUAUUUAUAAUUUCACAGACAGGACAGCAUUUUAUUUUUUAUUUAUUUUAAAAGAGGCACUACUUAACUUGUGUAAAUCUGAACUGUGGGAUAGUUCUUGCUUUGAGAGAUAGAGAAGUAAACCUCUUAUGCGGAAACUUGUGGCCAUGACUUUUGUAUAAUAUCAUAGACAGUAGCGUGUCUGUAACAUGAGUUUCUUGCAGUUACAAAUGGGCAUUUAGCAUAAUGUAUGAUUAUAACAUGUGCUAAGUAGCUUUCUAAUGAUCAUAAGGUAUCAAGAUGAAAAAACAUGCAAUUCAGUAAUUGAAAAUUUAGUGCAAAACUACAGCUGUGUCUCCAUUCAUCAAAAGAAUUCAUAUGCACUUUAAAUUGUUCAGGUACCAGUGAGCAUUGUCCAUGCAAGAGUGGUAGCUGCGUGAAUAAUCUCUGCUGGAUAAGUGAGUGCUUAAGGCCCUAGGUCAGUGUCUAAAAACUUACUUAGAUUGAAGUUUAUGAAUUAUAGCAAGUUAUAAUGCUGGAAACAAAAAAUAAACAUUUGAUUAAAGGGUUUGUAAUAGUAAUUUUUUGAUUCAGAACUGUCAUUUACUGGAAAAGUGUGAAAAUUUACAUUGGUGUACACUUUUUACCAUUACAAAACAUCUUGUGUGCUGUACAUUUUAAGUGAAAUAACAUUCCAAUUUUAUUUUUUAAGAUACGAAAUUGUUUUAUACAUAUAUAUGUAUAUACACGCACACAAUUUGUUCUUAUGGUUUCAAAUUCUUCACUCCUACUUUUUAAAAAACUUUUUUACCCGUUAUAAUUAACUCUAUACUUUCUGUGUCUUCCUCCUUCCCCUUUCCCACCUGCCAUUUUGUUUAUUCCAUGUCAGUGUGCCAUGUGGGAAGGUACCAAAUUAUGUCCAAUUUCCUCCUAGUAAAAUUACUCUAAAAAUUUUCACAUAGUUAGACAAGAAUAUUAACUCAUUUAAAAAAAAACUCAAAAGCUGAUGUGCAGUAGUUAUUCCAAAUGGUAGAUUUUUUUAAAGGACUCCCUGAAAGAGGCCAACUCCUGAUAUUUCUUUGGGUUUUCUAACCUUAUUUUGAUUGAAGUCAUACCUGUUCUUAAAUAAUAAUUGAAGGCUUAUGUUUCUGUCCUUUCACUGCAGUUCUGUUCUGCACUGAUACCUUAAAGUUUGUUUAAGUGAAAUUUGACAUAAAGAAGUACAGCCUAUCUAGGAAUUUAAUGUAUGACAUCACUGGUCCCUUUUUUUUUUUUUUCCUUCCUUUUAAACUAGAGUCAAAUUUGAAUUUUGAAACCAGGGAAUUUGGUCCCCUUCAUUUAAAAAUAAGAUAAUAUCUAGUUGUUCAGGUUUCUUAUUUUUGUUUUUUUCCAAAUUAAUACUUCUUACUUUGUCUUACCCUUAUGCAUAGUGUUUGAAUAUUUAAGCAUAUAAAUCUUAAUAUUUUUAAGGAAAAUAGCUUCUGUAGUAGAAUAAUUGCAAAAGUAAUGUUGGACAGAGAAGAGGUCAGUCAAGGCCAUGACUCCUGUUUGUAUUAAGCUGAAAUCUGGAAACCAGCAAAGGUGAAGUAUAUUUGUUUUCAGCUCUGGCUGUAAGUAACAGGCCCCAAACUGUGGAAACUGGCACAUUUUUUAGACCAUGGCAGAUGGGGGAUGAGGGGUGGAGAUCUGUUUUUAAGUGGACCGUGUUGGUGGCCAGUAAGUAGUAUUCAGUUCCAAAGAGGGAGAUUCCUGAACAUAUACUGAGGAAACUGUAAGAUAGAAUCAGAUUGGAAAAUUUUCAGGUUUUUUCAAAAACAAAGUUAAUAUCUGCAUACAUCCUCCUACACACCAAAUAACCCAGAACAACAAAAGGGCAUUAGACUUGAAUUUUGGGUAUAUGAUUUUAGUGUUACCUUAAUUAUCCUGUACUUUGGAUAAUGGUUUUUGCUAAAAUUAUACCAUCUAAAGGAAACGGCUUAAGUUUUAAAUCUGAUAACUUUGAGGUAGAAUGCUAGGAACUAUAGAAAAUUGUACAGGCAUUUGGAAUUUAUACUAUUUUUCUUAGAUUGCAUUUGUCAUGCUUUGGCAUUUCUUUUAAAUGUGAUGACCCCCAAUUUGCCAAACUGUCAGAAGUCAGUGAAGCAAAGAAUUGAAGAUAAAAUGUUGAUUCAAAGAUUGUCCCCCCUAAAUCCCUCAUCCUGGUCUCUGAAAUGGAAGUUUGGAAGGCAUUUAUAUAGAAGAUUGGUCUGGCAGCCUUUAUAUUUGCAUUUAAGUUUACUAGCAUCCCUAGAGUUGGUUUCAUGGAAAAGAAAAUUUUUGUUUCUAUUACAUUGUAUUUCAUCUGUCUGAUUUCUGUGGCAGGUUAAGAUUUUCCUGGUUCAUCAGGGUGCAUUUUUCCUUAA